This is a messenger RNA of Theobroma umbraticum, 483 nucleotides long. Its product is annotated as DUF241 domain protein, putative (DUF241). NCBI's taxonomy places the organism in Eukaryota, Viridiplantae, Streptophyta, Magnoliopsida, Malvales, Malvaceae. Gene Ontology annotation, biological process: root development; shoot system development. The record is from RefSeq and is a predicted model, not a curated record.
AUGGCAAACCUGAACUUCAAUGCUCUUAGAGACUUACAUAACUCCGCUAAUGACCUCCUUCACUCACCGAUGAUCAAGCGGGCGCUUGUUCACCAGGGGCAAGAAAAAUGGGUUCAUCAAGUUUCGGAAGCAUCUCUGAGAAUGCUGGAUGCUUGCGGCAUUUCCAGAGAUGUUCUGUCGCUUGUCAAGGAACAUGUGCAAGACCUACAAUGUACUUUGCGCAGAGUGAGCACCGAUGAGCCAGACGUUGGAACCAAAAUUGGAGUUUACAACCGGUAUGCAAAGAAACUAAAGAAAGAGACCCUGAAAUGUUUGCACUCGCUUAAAGGGAUGAGAAACAGGUCUAUCACUUCUGACAUACUAUCACCUAUAGACGACAAUCUCAUGAUGGUAGUCGAUGUGAUGAGAGAAGUGAGAGAGAUCCGUGGUGAAGUCACUUCUGUCUCUCAUUUCCAUACCCUGGUUAGAGAGAAAAUCGGCUAA